Molecule: messenger RNA, 1456 nt
Organism: Fimicolochytrium jonesii
Lineage: Eukaryota; Fungi; Chytridiomycota; Chytridiomycetes; Spizellomycetales; Powellomycetaceae
Exons: 2
Coding region: 304-1179 (291 amino acids)
Source: RefSeq, a predicted model, not a curated record
AGGACUCCCUUCUGUUUUGCUCUGAGACGGGUCGGAUGACCACGUACUUGUUUUUUCCGUGCCAAGUUGUCUUGCCUGCCGCCAUGGAGUGCUCGCCCACCGCACAGAAGGCCGGGUGAAAACGUGACCUUGGUGGGGUGAGCAUCACGGUUUGGCUCGCAGCUAUAAAGACCAGCUAUCUCAGUGCCUGCUCGGCCAAUUGCUCACAGACAUAUCACCCCAGAGGGAAAUUGAUUCAGGAAAUCAUCUGUGUCGACUCACAAGAAUCAACGCACCUACCAUAAUACGCACACAGUACCGAAAAUGCCGCUUCAACAGAUCACCAACUUGCCUACGGUUGACACUGACACUGACACCCUCGCCCCCAUUACCCACGACGUCCCGCAUCCUGCCUCGGAUGUUGCUGCGGACACCGAGGAGCAGGGAAACGGCACGCCCGCCAUCGGGCCCCGCGCCACAAAGCCCGGCAAGUCCGGAAAGCGAACAACCGCUGCGCCUCAAGGUGAAGGUUCCACUCAGCCCGCGCCAAUUCGCCGCAGUUCGGAAUCACCCGGUGCCCCAUCGACGGCACCGCCGGAGAGUAUUACGGAAGUCCUCGGAUUGAUGCGCGAUAUCUGGCAGCAGAACAACCUGUUGCUGGCGGAAACUCGCCAGAAUCAGGCGACGAACGAAAGGCAUUUCGCCGCUGCACAGGUUGCUGCCAUUAAUCACACUGACCAUAUUUUGGAAGCCCAGCAGGACCGGCACACGGCAACCGAGCAGCGUCUGAUCGCGCUCAGCGACACAUUGUCAGCAACGACAACCAUCACUUCCGAGCAGAACGAUGCCCCCGCAUGCGAAGGGGUUCGCCCCAGUCAGAUCGUGGAAGGCCUUAGCGCUGCAAUUCAGGACGGAGUGCUUGUCCGGGACCCUGGUCACUAUAUGGUCACCGGCGAUAUAGCACCAUAUCACAGGUCCUACAUGAAGAGAUCCCACAACUUCGUCUGGCGCAACAAGUCCGCACCGAAGCGCGCGCUGGACGACAUCCUCUCAACCAUCGAGGACACCGGAGGUGAUUUCCUACAGCAGCCCCUUCCCCGAGAUCAUCCUGCUCGUCGGUUUCGCCGCCGAGGUUUCCGAAACAACUGCGUCGCGGGCUGGAGGGUGAGGGACGGACACGCAUCCUCUCAGACGAUUUGAGGGGAGUCGAGGAAGCUGACUGAACUGCCUGUCGGAUAUAUGUCGCGCUUAUGAGGGAAAAAUAUCCGACUACGGUCGCAUAUCUCGCAUGCCAAAGACGCGGGGGCGUUGGUCGGGGGUUUAUUCUUGGUAGAGGCGGAAAGGUUCCGUUUUUUGGGUGAUGUCGGAUGGUUAUUCGACCUCUCGUAAAAGCGAGAUGAAAUAAUCAAGUCCAGAUGGUAGUUACACGUGACCGAAGAAGAAAAAUGAGCACAGUUCACGUGACCGAAGAAGAAAU